UUGAGCUCUGAGGGCCGUAAUUUGUUAAGAGUAUGGUCAAACAUCAGGAAACACCAAUCACAGGUAAGGUAGGGCGGGCAAUCCCACAACGCACUGGCAGCUCAACGCGAGACCUUGAACGUUGUCACGCGAGAUUGUGUGAUCUAAGGAAGAGCGGUAAGGUGCGGCGGUCCGUUAAUGCAGCAUCUUCGUCUUGUGUGCGUCUUGUAAAAGAUGGAAACUACGUGGAGGAAUGCACCUAAUGUUAAAGGAGAAAGCAAUGACUGACGACAAUAAAUAUCAGUCAUUUCUUUCUUCUUUUGUUCUCUUAAUUACUUCAGAACACAAGGAGAGGAAGUUUGCAGUUGUGCGGUGGAGUGAGGGCGCCAUGGGAAGAAACAGCGAGGAGGGUGGCCUCACUACAGGGGCACUGUUGUUUUUGUCUGUGGUGGAGAUCCAUCCUGGGACAGGAGUCAUGAUCGAGAAACUGGCGUGGGCCUAUGCUAUUAAUGCAAAUUCUGCUACAGUCUUUGUGAGGCAUCUGCUCACAGCAGUAUUCCCAACAGAGACACUGCUGGUGCAACUCUUGAGAAGUGGCCUGGGACCAAACCCUCCAGCAUUGGUGUCGCAAUCAAUGCCAAGAUCACAGAACUCCGAGCCAAAAGUAAAAAUGUCUCUGUCCCAGAAUCCCCUUAGAUGGCUUGUUUGUCACACUUUGUGUGAGGAUAUAGAUUGUCAUACUGUAAGUGGGCAGGUUUUUAUCAAUCCUUUGUUUUGCCAAGUUGAUACUUGAAAGUUCUGUAUGGUAGCUAUUGCAGCCAAAAACUAUGCCAUCUUGUUUGCUGUUUUCACGAAAAGAGUUCAAAUAAGGCAAAAUGUUUUGAUAUCAGUAUUCCACUGUAAUGUCAGUUCACUGCAAAUGGAGGUAAUAAAAUUUAAAGUUUGCUCGGCAUUCAUGUUUUCUUCAGUAUUACAGAUGAAGUUGUUGAGAGGCAUUUAUAGACUGCAGAGCUGUAAAUAAUGCUAUGAAGUAGUUGUUCUGUAAGCAAACUGGGUAGUCUAUGAACUGCUAGUGUGUAAUUCACUUUAGUACAUCUACAGUUGGAGAGGGACAAAUUUAUGUGUUAAUUUGUUUCUU
Molecule: messenger RNA, 1117 nt
Organism: Cyprinodon tularosa
Lineage: Eukaryota; Metazoa; Chordata; Actinopteri; Cyprinodontiformes; Cyprinodontidae
Exons: 4
Coding region: 233-772 (179 amino acids)
Molecular function (GO): DNA binding
Source: RefSeq, a predicted model, not a curated record